ACCAGUAGAGAGAGAGAGAGAGAGAGAGAGAGAGAGAGAGAUGGGCCAUGGAAGUUCGAAAUCGAACGGUGCAGAACCUUCUGAUGCCGGUAACGGAUCUGAAACCUCGCGUAUCUCUCGAAUCCGGAGGCGACUGCACCUACAUCGCCGUGGCAGUGCCUCCGAUUCCAGUAACCAGCUCAAGAACAUCGCCCCUGAGGAAUUCACAGGAAUCGCUCAUAUCCAACUCAUCGAAGCGGAGAUGAAAUUCAAGGACCGAUGGUUUGCUUGCGUCUCGUUGGGAGAACGGACGUUUCGUACGCCCAAGUCCGAUCAAACAGACAAGCCCGUUUGGAAGUCUGAAAAGAAACUUGUACUGGAAAGAAAUGGUCCUCACAUUGCACGGAUAUCAGUGUUUGAGACGAAUAGAUUAUCCAGGAACAAUUUGAUUGGAUAUUGUGAGAUCGAUCUCUUGGAAGUUCUUAGUCGGGAAUCAGAUUACCAGUUUGAGGUGCUCGACUUGGUGGAUCCAUCGUCAUCCGACAAAGUCGUGGGUACCAUUUCUCUCUCAUGUUCUGUUGAGGAUCCAAUUGAGACAGAAAAAAGUUUUGCACGACGUAUCUUGGCUAUAGUGGACUAUAAUGAAGAUGGCAUGCUUUCGCUCUCAGAGUUUACUGACUUGAUCAAUGCAUUUGGUAAUCAAGCGGCAGCUAACAAGAAAGAAGAGCUUUUCAAAGAAGCAGACAAGAAUGGGGAUGGCGUUGUUAGCAUGGAUGAGUUAGCAAGCCUUCUAGCUGCUCAACAAGAAGAGGAAUCACUUAUAAGUAGCUGCCCUGUUUGUGGUGAGAGUCUAGGCAGUUAUGACAGGCUAAAUGAUAUUAUUCAUUUGACUUUAUGCUUCGACGAGGGAACUGGAAAUCAGGUUAUGACUGGAGGAUUCAUAACUGAUAAGCAAGCUUCAUAUGGGUGGAUUUUUAAGCUGAGUGAAUGGGCUCAUGUUUCUUCAUAUGACAUUGGCCUGAAGUCUGGAUCAAGCGCUUCACAUAUAGUGGUUUUUGAUCGUAAGACAAAGAGGCUAGUGGAAGAACUUAUAGAUGGAAAGAUUAUUUUAUCAAUGAGAGCUAUUUAUCAAUCAAAAGUAGGGCUCACACUUAUUAAUGCAGGGGCAAAAGAACUCCUGCAGAGCAUCUCUGAGAAGCAAGGGAGGCGAAUGAAUUCACCUGAAUCUGCUAAAGACAUACCCAAGUUUAUUGAAUUUUUUAAGGAUCAAAUCAAUGUGGCUGAUGCUAAGUACCCUAUUGAACAUUUUGAGACAUUUAAUGAGUUUUUCAUAAGAGAGUUGAAGCCUGAUGCAAGACCAAUUGCCCACAAAGAACAUGACGAUAUUGCUAUUUGUGCUUCCGAUUGCCGUCUAAUGGCAUUUCAAUCAAUUGAUGACAGUUUAAGAUUUUGGAUUAAGGGUCGGAAAUUUUCAGUUGAAGGUCUAUUGGGAAAAGAUAUAUGCUCCAGUGCUUUUAGCCAUGGAUCCUUGGUGAUAUUUCGGUUGGCACCCCAGGAUUACCAUCGUUUCCAUGUUCCAGUCUCUGGAACCAUUGAGCAGUUUGUUGAUAUUCCCGGAUCCUUGUACACGGUGAAUCCUAUAGCUGUAAAUAGCAAGUAUUGUAACGUCUUCACCGAGAAUAAGAGAGUUGUUUCUCUUCUUUCAACUGAAGAUUUUGGAAAGGUUGCGUUUAUUGCAAUUGGAGCAACGAUGGUGGGGAGCAUCACCUUUACUAGAAAGCAAGGGGAACGUGUCCAGAAAGGAGAUGAGUUUGGAUAUUUCUCGUUUGGAGGCAGUACUGUAAUUUGCGUCUUUGAAAAGGACACGAUAGAGAUUGACGAGGAUCUCCUUGCAAACAGCAAAAGAUCACUGGAGACUUUAGUUACUGUAGGUAUGUCAUUGGGUGUCUCAAAACAGAAACGAGCUGAAACAGGAUCUCUAAAUUUGGAAGGGUUUACCAUUUCUUGAGUGCCUCAAGCAUGUCCAGAAGUGAUCUCCUCAACAUAGUACAAGGCAAUGAAGGAUUGAAGCUCUCUAAGUUAUGUAAUUUAAGACUAUUUCCACCCACAUAUCUUUUGUAUAUUCAAUGGAAAAGAAGAUUAGUACUAUACAAUUUUAUUUGGAGCA
This is a messenger RNA of Magnolia sinica, 2146 nucleotides long. Its product is annotated as phosphatidylserine decarboxylase proenzyme 2-like. The record is from RefSeq and is a predicted model, not a curated record. NCBI's taxonomy places the organism in Eukaryota, Viridiplantae, Streptophyta, Magnoliopsida, Magnoliales, Magnoliaceae. Gene Ontology annotation, biological process: phospholipid biosynthetic process. The transcript has 21 exons. Gene Ontology annotation, molecular function: phosphatidylserine decarboxylase activity; calcium ion binding. Bases 41 to 1987 code for a protein of 648 amino acids.